GUCCCAGUGAAUACUGGAAAAGCAACAAGUGAGGAGCUGGUGAAGACCAGAGACAUUUCCUCCUGGCUGGCAGGGGUUAUUUUUCACCUAUCUGUCUUGAAGGGGAGGGAGGUGUCGCCUUCACAGCCCUUUGGUGGUUAAGGGAAACUGCCGGACGGAGAUUGCAAUGGACAACAUCAGCAAAAUGGACUGGGCAGCUGGAGGUGAGGAAUAGACAUCUCUGGAGUACCCUAUGUCUGCUGAACUCUUGCCAUUCUUCCCUCUCGUGUUAAGGCUAGACGUGUCCCAUACCGCGAGGUGGGGAAGGCAGAGGGAAGGAGCAGGUCUCUGAGAGCCUGACUUGCUUUUGCUUGCCGUACCCAAAGAUGUCUUGUGAUCCUUCCCCCAUCAGCACAAAGCCUGGAGAGGAUCCCGAGGGUGGCGGCUUCUUGGAGGAAAGCAGUGGUGGGGGUGACAGCAGUAGUGUCCUGGGAGGGGACAGCCCAGUCACAGGGCCACUGGGUGCAGUGCUGCUGGUCAUGUGCAUCACUGGGGUGGUGGGGAACAUCUACACGGUGGUGGUGGCCUCUGGCAGGGUAGCGGGUCGCUCAGCGGGCUCCUUGGGGGUCUACGUGAUCAACCUUGCCCUGGCUGACCUCCUGUACCUCUCCACCAUCCCCUUCGUGGUCUGCACCUAUUUCGCCCAUGACUGGUUCUUUGGGGACGUGGGCUGCAAGCUUUUGCUCAGCCUGGACCUCCUCACCAUGCACGCUAGCAUCUUCCUCCUGACCGCCAUGAGCCUGGAGAGGUACUGGGCAGUGGCUCGGCCGCUGCGGGCUAGGCGGGCCGGCAACGCUUACCGCAAGCUGGCCAGCGCCGUCCUCUGGCUCCUCUCGCUCCUGCUUACGGCUCCCAUGAUGGCGAUGACCCAGCUGCGGGAGGGGAGUGGCCCCCACAAGCGCAUCUGCAUCCCCACCUGGACACUGGCGGCCUUCCGGCUCUACCUGACGGUGCUCUUCGCCACCAGCGUCCUGGCACCCGGCGUGGUGCUGGGUGUCGUCUACGCCCGCCUGGCCCGGGCAUACCGCUCCUCCUCCUGGGGCCUGGGCCUGCCGGUGGCUGGUCGGACCCCCUCCCGGCGGCUCUUCUCCAGGAUCUCUGCCAUCGUGGUGGCCUACUGGGCCUGCUUCCUCCCCUUCUGGGCCUGGCAGCUGGCCGGGCUGUACCAGGGUGAGGGGCUGGGCAUCGGCCCCACCGCCCAGGCCUACCUCAACUUUGGUGUCACCUGCCUGGCAUACAGCAACAGCUGCAUCAACCCCUUCCUCUACACCCUGCUCGCCGGCAGCUACCGCCAGCGGCCCGGACGCAGCCGCAUGGGCACGGCACAGCCUCCGGCUCCCUGCCAGGAGGCCACAGCGGGCCCAGUGGGAGGCCACAGCAUCCCCUCAGCUUUCAGAGAGUCAUCGGGGUGUAUGGGGGAAGGCGAGGGGUGA
Messenger RNA from Chroicocephalus ridibundus (black-headed gull), 1472 nucleotides. RefSeq names its product urotensin-2 receptor-like. The transcript has a single exon. The record is from RefSeq and is a predicted model, not a curated record. Gene Ontology annotation, molecular function: urotensin II receptor activity. Bases 366 to 1472 code for a protein of 368 amino acids. Lineage: Eukaryota; Metazoa; Chordata; Aves; Charadriiformes; Laridae. Gene Ontology annotation, cellular component: plasma membrane. Gene Ontology annotation, biological process: neuropeptide signaling pathway.